AUGUCGGUGAACGAGCGGCGCCAUUCUCAACACACACCAACUCCUCCGGCUGCAAGAUCCUCCGAAUCAGCUCGCGAAGCGCUUGACCGACGACUACAGCGCCUCUCCGACGAGGUCCUUCCCGCGGUGCCUUACAUCCUGACACUCCCGACGAAGGCGCCUUUCCAUCUGGGAAGCCGAGCUACUGAUAAUUGGGCCGUGGGGCAUGACAGGCCCUUCAGCGCGGAGGAGCAGGAACUUCAGUAUAUGACCUUCUUAACCCACCACAAUACCGACUCACUGCUUGUAGCUGUUGGGGACUGGGCGGACGAAACGGGGCGCAUGAUGGAUGAUCGAUCAAAUGCCCAAAAUACCGUGGAAGGUUCAAGAGAUACUGGGGCCAAGAAGAAGAUCAGUUUAAAGGACUACAAGGACCAGAAGACGAGUGGUGCAGUCGCAUCCCCCCAUGGGGCCCGAUGCGGGCAGCCGAGGCGCCUCGAGUUCGAACAAGCCCGAAGGAAAACGACAGACGACCUCCUCAGGCUCUUCUCGAGAUGUGCACAAGACCGAAAAAUUACAAUCGCAGCCGAAGUCGCAGGACAAAAACGCCCAUCCGGCUCAGAACGCGAGUUCGUUCAUUCCCGAGGAACGAAGGACCCCGAAGCACAUUCACCAAAGAAACCCCGACGGUCACCAGAAAGGGAGACGCGUCGAGAUCACAGCCCCUCAAAAUCGCACUCGCCCAAAUUACCCGCACUCCUAUCCCCUACCUUACCUCCAACUCCUACCGGCUCUAGACUUCCACGACUCUUAUCCCCAACUCUGCCACCGGAUAUUGAGAAGGAACUAGCAAGCUUCGAAGAUCUCUCCCCGCUUUUAAAUGUUGUCGAGAAAUCAGCACCCGCCAAAGACGCCAGUCAACGGGAUACCAGAGACAACACGCGCACCCUCCCGACAAAAUCUCAAAUGAUCGUCAAGCUGCGUUAUGGGAGGGCUAAUCGAAAGCGGGUCGAAGCACUUUUGAAGUUCAAUGGGAAACCCAAAAGUCAUCGCUCAGAUUCGCCCAUCAGCCAAGACACAGACCGGGACAAUUCCAAUCAUAUCAAGAAGAAGGGGGCAGAUCUUGGACUGUCUCGCAUUGGAGGCCCAAAAGGCAAGAAAAACGAUACAGACGAACACAUUGGUUCACGCGAAGGGCGCACGAAAGAACCCAAGGGCUCCGCUGAAAACCCCCGAACGCCGGUUCCUCAACCACCACCCAUACCACAUUCAGCCGCGCAUGAGAAACCAAAGCCAAGUUCUAUCACACCAGCGAAGGACUUGAAACCCUCUCGCCGAACGGACGUCGCAGAAAGCGAUACGAAAUAUUCAUCUCAUCCACCCACUCAACGCCAUUCUGUUGAUUCUGGGUCAACCGCUAAAGCCUCCCCAACACCGACCGACAGUCGCUCGCGCCAUGAUCGCCAGGUCUGGACAGAAGAAUGGCAAAAGUUCACAACCUUGGGUCGCGAACUGAAACAUGAAGCAGCACGGAUCACUAACAAGCACGGCGCCUCGUCAGCAGAUGAAAAACUUGCUGCGGUCACUGCGAUUGAGGCGUUAUUGUCUUUCAUUCUAGCGUUUGUGGCACAUGACCAGGCCAUCAUUUUAAAACGUCAGACCGCCGACUCUUCAACUUGGCUAUCUAUUGUGGCAUACUGGCGCGCGGUCAAGAAAAGUACUACGCAGUUUCCUGUGUUGACUGACAUCUGCUCGCUUCUUGGUGCUGUCUCUUAUGGUGCAAUCCAUUCCCUUGACCUCGAACGCCUCUCUUCGAUGCCCUUCCCUGGAGAGCACCCUCCGAACCCCACCCCGGGAAGUGACGGCAACGCAGCCUUGCAGGAUGAAAAGAAACUCAGGAAGGAUCUCGCGGAUCUGAGGGGGCGGCUGCUGGAAAGCUACAAGCACUCACAAAGAUUGUGGCUGGAUGGCACAAGGGGUCUCUCCGAGGAUGUCCUUGAACGUGAUUUCCCUACGAGUUGGUCUGAACGCUCUCAGAAUUACUCCGAACGAGGUCGACCAUCCCUCAAGGCGCGUGACUAUUCCGGUAGCUACUUCCUGCCAUUCAGCAGUCUCACUCCACCGAUUGAAGUGGUCAGAUUCAGUUGGGUUCUUUUGAAAGAGUGGUGCUCCAAGCAACGCGUUGAUUGGAAUGGGCGUUUGAAUCUGUGA
Messenger RNA from Penicillium brevicompactum, 2190 nucleotides. RefSeq lists its product as uncharacterized. The transcript is spliced from 2 exons. The coding region runs from base 1 to 2190 and encodes 729 amino acids. Lineage: Eukaryota; Fungi; Ascomycota; Eurotiomycetes; Eurotiales; Aspergillaceae. The record is from RefSeq and is a predicted model, not a curated record.